Messenger RNA from Musca domestica (house fly), 1047 nucleotides. Its product is annotated as coiled-coil domain-containing protein 124. Gene Ontology annotation, cellular component: nucleus. The transcript is spliced from 2 exons. The coding region runs from base 118 to 759 and encodes 213 amino acids. Lineage: Eukaryota; Metazoa; Arthropoda; Insecta; Diptera; Muscidae. Gene Ontology annotation, molecular function: transcription coactivator activity. The record is from RefSeq and is a predicted model, not a curated record. Gene Ontology annotation, biological process: transcription by RNA polymerase II.
GACAUUUGCCAAUAUUGUUUUUUCUGUAACAAACAACAACACUGCAAAUUUCCACAAAAUUCUACGAGUGCUUUUAUUUUGUUGAAGAAAUAAAUAAAUAUAAAAACUAAUCCCAAUAUGCCUAAGAAGAUGGGAAUUAAUAGUAAGGCCGUUGAGGCACGUGAGAGAAAGGCAGCUGCGAAACAGGCGACACAAUCCAAACUUGCAAAAGAAGCAGAGGACCUUCUUUGGAAGGAUGAUGAUAAAACGUUGGCAAAGAAGCAACAGAAACGUGAAGAGGAAGAGAGAAAACGGGCUGAGGCAGCUAGAAGAAAAGCUGAGGCAAAGGCUCUAUUGGACCAGGAAAUGAAUUCGAUUAAAACCCAGGGAAAACAGCCAUUGGCGAAAAUCAGCCGUCAACAGGUUUUAGAAGAAAUGGAAAAGAAACAGAGGGCUCUUGAUGCCAUUGCGGCUGCGAAUAAACCUCAGCCCCGUGUUGUGGUGCAGACAAAUUACAUUGAAGAAAAUCUAAAUAGGUCGAUGGCUGAUGUUGAGGUCGCCUCUACUGUUGAUCAGGCUUUGGCAGUGCUGAGUGUCAAGGACGAAGAGGAAGAUAAACAUCCAGAGAAACGUAUGAGAGCUGCUUACAAAGCAUUUGAAGCCGCAAACCUGCCUCGCAUUAAAGCUGAAAAUCCUUCUAUGCGUCUGUCGCAAUGGAAACAAAUACUUAUGAAAGAAUGGAACAAAUCUCCUGAUAAUCCAUUCAACCAAGCACGUUGAUAAUGCAAGACUAUGGUGCAGCUGUGUAUACAAUUGCUAUUCACGAUUUUAUUUUAGUUUCGCAAAUGGCUAGGAGAACCUGCCUGCGUUGUAAACUACAGUUCUUGAGCAAUUUAUUUAUAAUCAUUUUAUGAUUUGUUGAAAUUGUUUAUUAUUUCAGCUAAUUUAUUUAAAUUUUGUUUUCAUUUAAAAUAAUUUGUUUUCAUUUAUACAUAUGAUAUAAUAUCGUUUAUUAAGUAACAUAGAACACAUAGAAUUUAUAGAACCUAUGGAAAUUAUUUUGUAAUA